UUCUAGCAAACGAUUUAACACCUCGCAAAAGGGGAAGCGGUGGGCAGUCAAAAACCGUUGAUAGCGUCGUUGGCAUCGCUUGGCUUCGUGGUUCUGUCGUCGUAUUUUGGUCUUCGCUGAGGUCUGCAUAGAGAUGCUGCAGAAGGGACGGAUUGCUGUCAUUCUGGUCAUCCCAUUGAUGUGGAUAUUUGUCACUUUUUGGCCAUCGUCAACACCGGGAGACCAGACCAGAGACCACGGCCAUUCUGCCAGCCUGCCCCCCAUCUAUGUCAUCACGCCGACCUACCAGCGUCCAAUGCAGAAAGCCGAACUGACUCGUCUCACCAACACUUUUCUCCACGUGGCUAACCUUCACUGGAUCGUGGUGGAGGACUCGCAAACAAAGACGCCGCUGGUCAGUCGUCUCCUCCAGGAAAGUGGACUCAACCACACUCACCUCAACGUGAUGUCGCGUCGAGAUGUCAAUCGUCAAUCCAUCAGGGGGAUAUCACAAAGAAACCUGGGCUUGCAGUGGCUAAGGAGUACCUUCAAUGUGAGGAAACCAAAUCCUGGUGUUGUGUACUUUGCAGAUGACGACAACACUUACAGUCUGGAACUGUUUGAUGAGAUGCGAUGGACCCAAAAGGUCUCAGUGUGGCCCGUCGCAUUUGCGGGGAGUCUUCGGUACGAGUCCAUCAAAGUCAACGCCAAGGGAAAGGUGUACGGCUGGGAGGUUGCGUACGCCCCAGAGCGAGCCUUUGGCAUCGACAUGGCUGGCUUUGCGGUCAACCUGCAACUCCUCCUGUCCAAACCAAAGGCUGAUUUCAAGCUGCAACCGGGACUCCAGGAGGGCAGCCUACUCCUGGAUCUGGUUACCCUCGACGACCUGGAGCCCAAAGCAGAUAACUGCACCAAGGUCUUGGUGUGGCACACCCGCUCACAAGCGCCUGACUUGUCUGGUGAGACUAGAUUUAAACACUCUGCCAAUAUGGAGACGUGACAUCCACGAGGUGAAAGAGUGGUGAAUAAAGUGGAUAACUGCAGUGGAACCUGUUACAGUUAAAGUUAAAAUGUUCAUUGUUCAGGAAUAAACAUAAUGUUAUAGAUUAUGUAUAACUUACAAGUACACACCAUUAAAAUGUGUCAGUCACACCCCGUGUGACUUGUGGGACCUGUUCUGUGGUUUUUCCUUUUAUUUCCUGUGCUAGGCUCUUAUUUUGUAUCUUGUUUCCAGUUUUGCACCAUCUUUACAUUCUUUGUGUACCUGCUAGUUCAGCUGGUAUAUACCAGAAUGUGGUACGUUCUGCUCGUCAAGGCGAUGGAGGCCAAGUGCACACAUCAGACGUGAUUCUGCGUGAACUGAGAGCCAGCAGGUUUUCACAUUUGAUUCUAGACCCGCUCCCAGUACCUCACUUCACCCAUCCAUGACCUUGA
Doryrhamphus excisus (bluestripe pipefish) is the source of this 1413-nucleotide messenger RNA. RefSeq names its product galactosylgalactosylxylosylprotein 3-beta-glucuronosyltransferase 1-like. Gene Ontology annotation, cellular component: Golgi membrane. Lineage: Eukaryota; Metazoa; Chordata; Actinopteri; Syngnathiformes; Syngnathidae. Gene Ontology annotation, biological process: carbohydrate metabolic process; chondroitin sulfate proteoglycan biosynthetic process. Gene Ontology annotation, molecular function: galactosylgalactosylxylosylprotein 3-beta-glucuronosyltransferase activity. The record is from RefSeq and is a predicted model, not a curated record.